Fibroporia radiculosa is the source of this 1173-nucleotide messenger RNA. RefSeq lists its product as uncharacterized. Gene Ontology annotation, biological process: malate metabolic process; pyruvate metabolic process. Gene Ontology annotation, molecular function: NAD binding; malate dehydrogenase (decarboxylating) (NAD+) activity. The transcript is spliced from 7 exons. The coding region runs from base 1 to 1173 and encodes 390 amino acids. Lineage: Eukaryota; Fungi; Basidiomycota; Agaricomycetes; Polyporales; Fibroporiaceae. The record is from RefSeq and is a predicted model, not a curated record. Gene Ontology annotation, cellular component: mitochondrion.
AUGCCCAUUUCCAUCGGAAAGCUGUCGCUCUACGUCGCGGGUGCGGGCAUCCGGCCGACGUCUACCAUCCCCAUCUGCCUCGACCUCGGGACGAACAACCAGCAGUUCCUCGAUGACCCGCUCUACCUCGGGCUGCGGCAGCCACGCGUCUCUCCAGAAGAGAUGACCGAGUUCAUGGAGGAGUUCAUGUGCGAGAUGGCCGCCGCGUUCCCGAAGCUGCUCGUGCAGUUCGAGGACUUCUCGACGGACAGCGCGUUCGCGUACCUCGCGCGCUUCCGCGAGCGCUACCCGCUCUUCAACGACGACAUCCAGGGCACCGGCGCGGUCGUCCUCUCGGGCUUCCUCAACGCGGCGCGGCUCGCAUCUGCCGCGUCCGGGCGCGCGCUCGCGGACCAGCGCAUCCUGUUCCUCGGCGCGGGCUCCGCGGGCGUGGGCGUCGCGACGCAGCUGAUGAGCUUUUUCCGCCUGCAGGGGCUCUCCACGGAGGAGGCGCGCCGGCGGAUAUGGCUCGUCGACUCGCAGGGGCUGGUCUUCGACGCGCGCGGGCCGAUGGCGGAGCACAAGAAGUACUUUUCGAGACCGGACUAUUCUGGCCCGCCGAUGACGAACCUGACGGACAUCGUCAACCACGUGAAGCCGACGGCGCUGCUCGGGCUGUCGACGAUCAAGGGCGCGUUCAACCAGUCUGUCAUCGAGACGAUGUCUGCGCUGAACCCCCGGCCGAUCGUCUUCCCCCUCUCCAAUCCCGUGCGGCUCUCGGAGUGCGAGUACAGCGAUGCGGUGGCGUGGUCCCAGGGCCGCGUCAUCUUCGCGUCGGGGUCUCCGUACCAGCCGCUGGAGUACAACGGCCUCUUGAUGCAGCCAGGACAAGGGAACAACAUGUAUGUCUUCCCAGGACUCGGGCUCGGCGCGAUCCUCUCCCGCGCGUCGGCCGUGACGGACAGCAUGGUGGAGGCGUCGUCGCUCGGCCUCGCGGACUCGCUCACCGCGGAGGAGCGCGCGCAGGACCUCGUCUACCCGCGCGUCGAGCGCAUCCGCGACAUCAGCGCGCAGAUCGCCGCGAAGGUCAUUCGCGCCGCGCAGCGUGCGGGCGUCGACCGGAACGAGGACGUCAGGACGCUGUGGGACGACCAGCUGCUCGAGUGGGUGAAGAGCAAGAUGUGGAAUCCGUGA